This is a messenger RNA of Orussus abietinus, 3039 nucleotides long. It is a transcript of the gene Arfip, whose product is annotated as arfaptin-2. Lineage: Eukaryota; Metazoa; Arthropoda; Insecta; Hymenoptera; Orussidae. Gene Ontology annotation, cellular component: trans-Golgi network membrane. The record is from RefSeq and is a predicted model, not a curated record. Gene Ontology annotation, molecular function: protein domain specific binding; phospholipid binding. Gene Ontology annotation, biological process: intracellular protein transport; regulation of Arp2/3 complex-mediated actin nucleation. The coding region runs from base 236 to 1258 and encodes 340 amino acids. The transcript has 7 exons.
UGAAUACAUCAUCGAGUGUUACUCUAUCUUGCUCUGUUUUCCAAGAAGCCUUCGAUCUGGGAAGAAAGCGAGAGACGGAAUUAUGAAUUUACCUUUCAAGGGAUUCUUCGCGUGACAUCCCUCUUGACUUCAAGACAUGACGUCAUAGGAAAAAGUGGUAAAAAAUUGUUAGCCCUUGACGAGAAAACGAAUCAACUUGGACCCCGCACAAAGAUUUCGUGCCUGUAAGAAGAAAAUGUCACACGCGGCUGUAACGUCUACUGGCGUGGAAAGGAGUAUCCAUGAAAUGUUAAAGGAUGCACCUUCCCUUAAUGAAAGCGACGGCCCGGUACAUACGGGUACGGCUUCACCUCAUAUACAAAACAAUCAUAUUGAAGAAUUUCAAGCAAGACCCACUAGUAUGAACAUACCGCUUAAUAGUCCGACACUGCAAAGUGGAUCGACAACAGCCCCGACCACUCCGAUGCAAAACGGCGAUGCGCAAAAUAUGCGAUCCGCUCAGAGUAAAAUUGAGAGUAUUAAAAGCUGGAGUAUUUCAACUUAUAAAUGUACUAGGCAACUUAUGUAUGAAAAACUUGGAAAGUCAUCACGGACAGUUGAUUCAGAACUCGAGGCACAAAUAGAAUUAUUAAGAGAUACGCAGAGAAAAUAUUGUAACGUGCUGCGAUUAUCUCGUGCUUUGACAUCUCAUUUUCACCAUGUAGUUCAGACACAGCAUGCUCUUGGUGAAGUAUUUUCUGAAUUGGCACAGAAAUCGCCCGAGUUGCAGGAGGAAUUUUUGUAUAAUUCUGAAACUCAACGAAAUUUAACUAAAAAUGGUGAAACACUGUUGGGUGCUUUAAACUUCUUCGUUUCUUCGGUAAAUACCUUGUGCAACAAGACUAUCGAAGAUACUUUGUUAACCGUUCGACAGUACGAGGUUGCCAGGAGAGAAUACGAUGCCUAUAGAACAGAUCUGGAAAUAUUAGCACAAGUUGCGAAGAGCGAUCCUAAUAGCAUGGCUCGGAUGGAAGAAGCACAAAGCAGUUACGAGCAGCAUAAGCAAAAUUUUGAGAAGCUUCGUUCCGACGUAUCGAUUAAAUUAAAAUUUUUGGAUGAAAAUCGGGUGAAAGUAAUGCACAAGCAGUUGUUGCUUUUUCACAAUGCUGUAUCCGCUUACUUUUCUGGGAAUCAGUCGGCCCUGGAGGCUACUCUUAAACAAUUCAACAUUAAGGUAAAAUCUCCAAACUCAUCCCUACCAUCUUGGCUCGAGCAGUAGAGGAGCUGCAAAUCCGUAAGGACUUUGUUUAUCGAAACAAAACUGCUAGGUGUAAGCGCAUCAUCGUAAGUAUCGUCCUGGUACUCGUGUGUAUUGAUUUCACGCUAGAGUUAAAAUUCUAUGUAUAAAAGUGAGUACCAUUUACAUCGUUGUAAAGGUAUACUAAAAUAACCCGGGAUACGUCCUUUGUCCGUUCUUAAAAGCAAGUAGAAUAGUGGUACGACUUAAAUACUACAGAUUUUUUUAAGAAUGGAAAGGGAGAUAGCGCUAUCGAAAGAUAUCAGGACAGGACUUUAACCAGUUGUAAUGAUCAACGUUCGAUAAGUUACAUCCUAUUAGAUAUAUCGGUAAUUUAAUUUUCUAUGUCAUCUUUCGUUUAAAAAAUACCACUGUAAAUAAUGAAGGAUAUCUCACGCGUAAAUGCUUUGACGAAACGGCACUUCAUACGUCGGAUCCGAGCAAACGACAUUUCGUUACCUUAUUUAUUUCAUUAUCAUAAACGACAUUCUGUUGCGCGCAUUAAUCGUAAUUGAAAUUACGAACAAAUUGUAAUGCCAUUCAUCGUAUUAACGUAACUUACGUUUUGAAUUGGGGUAAGAAUCGAUAAUUCGAAGUCGAAUAUCACGGGAACGGCGACGUCUUACCUUAGACGUCACACGAGUUCUGUCCAAAAUACUUUAAAUCGGUGUGUUCUUUGUCUCGAUCGAAGUAUCGAUACCCAAAUAAGUAGGACGUGAAAUUAAGAUUAAUCAUAUUUAUACGAAAAGAAGUAGCCCGAGUAAUUUCGUAUUACGCCUACUUUAUAAUAGGACGUAAGGGCGCUCUUUCUUAAUAGGGAAUGACUUCUUUUGCCAUUUCUCUGGAAAGCUUGCACGAAAUUAUAUAAAUCGCGUCUCGCAUUGUCCCAGAUUUGACCCUCGAGUUCUCGAAAGAGUCUGCCUUUCGUUCACGGUCGAGACGUAUCGAAAAGGUCGAACGAUCGAUGAAAGUUAUCGAUCGACCUUGCGCCACCAACGACCGCCAAGCUCGAGGGUCCCGCACCGUUAUCGUGUCGCUUAUUGUUACGAUACUUUAUCCCUCGUAGAUAAAAAAAAAAUGAAACUUUAAUUCGAUAAGGAAUAAGAAUGGAUGUAUAGCGUUAUACCGCGCGGUAUAAUUAUAAUCUCGCGCGCGAGUCACGUACUUAAGUUAAAGCGGAGGACAAAGAGGAGGUAGCGAGCCCGGCCGUCUAGGUUUCGGGGUCGAGCGGUAAUAUUUUCUCGCACAUUCCGAAUGGUCGCGGGUUCCCUCUCGAGGCGUCCGAUCGCGUCGACUCUUGCUACCGUUAAAUAGUCCGCCGGAGGUUUUUUAACCCCUUAACUUACAAUAUCGUGUGAGAGACGUGGUAUAUCAAUCGGGGCAAACGUAAACAAAACGUAUGAGAGACGUGUGAGACUUCGAACGUUCAGCCAAGCCGUGAAAUGGCCCGAUGUAUGACCGACAUUUUUGUUGUUCACGGCACGCGCUUUGGGAAUUAAAAUCGUAAGGCAAGGGGUUAAGGAAAGGCCUUAGAAAACGGGUGAAAAAAAAAGGGGGGAAUCGGAGUUUGCGCGGUCCGGUGGAGUCGCUCGACGCGACGUUCCCGUGGCUACGUCCAGGGCGAUAUUUCCCCGGAAACGGUAUCGACGGCCCGGUCCCACGAAAACGCGCGCGGCAAGGCUUGUAACGCGAUAUCACGCGAUUAUAUUAUAGACAUCGACGUAUCGACAUUCCCCAGGAGGUAAAUAAACGCUUAUGCAAUA